Messenger RNA from Mesoplodon densirostris (Blainville's beaked whale), 801 nucleotides. Its product is annotated as heterogeneous nuclear ribonucleoproteins A2/B1-like. The transcript is spliced from 2 exons. NCBI's taxonomy places the organism in Eukaryota, Metazoa, Chordata, Mammalia, Artiodactyla, Ziphiidae. The record is from RefSeq and is a predicted model, not a curated record. Gene Ontology annotation, molecular function: RNA binding. Bases 1 to 801 code for a protein of 266 amino acids.
AUGGCUGAAGCUAGUAAGCCCAUGCUGAAGAAAACUUCAAAAUCUGUUCCUUUGGAGAGGAAUAAGAGAGAAAAGGAACAAUUCCGUAAACUCUUUAUUGGUGGCUUGAGCUCUGAAACCACAGAAGAAAGUCUGUGGAACUACUACCAGCAAUGGGGAUAUCUUACAGACUGCGUGUUAAUACGGGACCCUGUAACCCAAAAGUCAAGAAGAUACGGUUUUGUCACUUUUUCAUCCACGGCUGAGGUUGAUGCUGUCAUGGCUGCUAGACCUCAUUCCAUUGAUGGGAAAACGGUUACGCCCAAACGUGCUGUCCCAAGAGAGGACUAUGGAAAGCCGGGGGCUCUUGUCACUGUGAAGAAGCUGUUUGUUGGUGGAAUUGCAGAGGAUACUGAGGAACAUCAUCUUAGAGAUUACUUUGAGAAAUAUGGAAAAAUCCAUGCCAUCGAAAUAAUUACUGAUGGGCAGUCAGGCAAGAAAAGAGGCUUUGGGUUUGUUGCUUUUGAUGACCAUGAUCCCGUGGAUAAGAUUGUGUUGCAGAAAAAUCAUACCAUCAAUGGCCAUCAUGCAGAAGUAAGAAAGGCCUUGUCUAGACAAGAAAUGCAAGAGGACCUCGAGGUGGCAAUUUGGGGGUUAGCCCUGGUCCUGGAGGAGGACGAGGAGGAUAUGGUGGUGGAUAUGGCAACCAGGAUGGGAGCUCCAGAGCUGGUUAUGACAAAUAUGGAAGAAGAAAUUAUGGAAGUCAAAAUUACAGUGAUUUGGAGAAUUAUAAGCAGAAACCUUCUAAGUACGAAUUACUGA